Cryptomeria japonica (Japanese cedar) is the source of this 399-nucleotide messenger RNA. RefSeq lists its product as uncharacterized. Bases 1 to 399 code for a protein of 132 amino acids. The transcript has a single exon. NCBI's taxonomy places the organism in Eukaryota, Viridiplantae, Streptophyta, Pinopsida, Cupressales, Cupressaceae. The record is from RefSeq and is a predicted model, not a curated record.
AUGGCGAUGAUCUCAGAUUUCAGGGGAUUUUCCAUGUCUGUGAAGAGAUUCAUGCAAAGGAGAAAAUACGAACGCCUGGAUGAUUUUAAUGGCGGAAGAAAGCGAUUGAGAGUAGUGCGGUUGGGAGGGCGUAGAGGCAGGCGAAUUUGGAAGCUCAAAUCCAUUCCAAAGUUAAAAUUCAGAGUUAUUAAGUCGGCUGUUAAUGUUGCUGUAAAAUCAUUGUCUGCAAAAAUAAAAGAUGAGUAUGUAAAAUUGAUGUUCAAUCUUUCUCAUUCUAGAUGUAGACAGCCUACUUCACAGGUGCGUAUUGAAGAGUUCAAUGACAAGAUUAUUGUUGAGAUUUACAAGUCGUUUGGAAGAGAGGUCAAAGUGUUGCCGUCCCGAUUCGUCCAGAGAUGA